ACACAACAACCAACUUGAAAAAAAAAAGAAAGCUCUCUUGCUCUCUUCCUUUCUCUGCUACUGAUGCUUUCUUCUCUUCCAUCAACUUCUUUGAUCAUAUUUAACAUUUACCACUGACCAUCGCGGCGAUCAGUUCAAAUACAAACCUCAUCCAAAUACAAACUCUAAGCGGUUCUUUUUCGACCGUGUCGGUAUACGACUACAAAAAUAUAUCACUUCCAAAGAAAACCUCAUCGCAAAAAAAAAAGAAAAACGUAAUUUAUUUUCCAUUAGUAGUUUGCAUUUUAUCGCAGUUGAAGAAAAAAUAAAAUUAAGAUACUUUCGGAAUCCGGGAAAUUUGAAAAGAAACAUGCUUUGAAUCCACAUUUUGCAACAUGUUGACUGUCAAAGAUACAAUCCACUUACUGUUGUUGAAAGCCAAAUAGUAGAGACAACAAUCAUUAUCUUAUCUAAGAACCUCUCAACGAUACAAAUAUAAUCCACAAAAGAUAAUCUUUUCCUAUACACAAUACAAUUUAAUUUUUAGUACACAUAAAAUAUGAGUAGUGCAAUUGUUGGUGCGGCCAAUGCCAUAGGUGGCGCCAUGAGUGCAGCUACAAGUGUUGGCUGGUUUGUUCCAAUGUUGGUGGCAGCUAUAGCAUAUUUUCAAUAUGAAGAAAUUAUGGACCCUGAAUCGAGAAUCGUCCCCUCUGAUGAAAUCCUGGAUCAUUAUGACUUUAUUAUAAUAGGAGCGGGUUCGGCGGGAGCUGUUGUUGCUAAUAGACUGACAGAAGUCGAAAAUUGGAAUGUUCUUCUAAUCGAAGCUGGUGGCGAUGAAACGGAAAUAUCUGAUGUGCCCCUGAUGGCUGGAUAUCUACAAUUGAGUAAAAUGGACUGGAAAUACAAAACGGAACCAACCGGGAAGAGUUGUUUGGCUAUGAACAAUGGACGUUGUAAUUGGCCACGAGGAAAAGUACUUGGAGGUUCGAGUGUUCUUAACUACAUGCUCUAUCUUCGAGGUAGUAAAAUCGACUACGACAAUUGGGAGGCCGCAGGGAACCCUGGGUGGGGUUACAGAGAUGCACUGUACUACUUUAAGAAGUCAGAGGACAACACCAAUCCCUAUCUAGCAAGCACUCCAUACCAUUCGACUGGAGGCUAUUUGACUGUGGGCGAGGCGCCCUUCCAUACUCCACUUGCAGCGUCAUUUGUAGAAGCUGGCGUUGAGAUGGGUUACGAGAACCGCGACUUGAAUGGAGAGAAACAGGCCGGCUUUAUGAUUGCCCAGGGAACAACUCGUCGGGGUAGUCGGUGCAGUACGGCGAAAGCUUUUCUCAGACCAGCAGGCCUCAGGCCGAAUUUACACAUAACAACGUUUUCGCAUGUCACCAGGAUUAUGAUUGAUCCGGUGUCCAAGGUCGCUUUCGGUGUGGAGUUUGUCAAGGAUCGCAGAAUCUACCAUGUGAGAGCUACAAAGGAGGUAAUUCUAUCUGGAGGAACCAUCAACUCGCCGCAGAUUUUGAUGCUUUCUGGGAUUGGUCAGCGCAAGGAAUUGGCAAAGCAUCGAAUUCCUGUUAUUAAGGAACUCAGUGUUGGAGAGAAUAUGCAAGACCACAUUGGAUUGGGUGGGUUGACGUUCUUGGUCAACCAACCGGUAUCCAUUGUUGAGAGUCGUUUCCAUUCAAUGUCUACUGUCCUGCAAUACGCCGUUUUCGGGCAAGGACCUCUUACAAUUCUAGGCGGUGUUGAGGGCCUGGCCUUUGUCAAUACGAAAUAUGCAAAUAAGACCCUCGACUGGCCCGACAUCGAAUUCCAUUUUGUAUCGGGCUCAACGAAUUCCGAUGGCGGCACGCAAAUCCGAAAGGCUCAUGGUUUGACCGAUAGAUUCUAUGCCACUGUCUUCGAGAAAAUCAAUAACCUAGAUGCCUGGAGUAUAAUUCCCAUGUUGCUCCGACCUCGCAGUACUGGCUCUAUAAAGCUUCGGAGUAGCAAUCCCUUUGACUAUCCCUACAUCUAUCCGAAUUAUCUGGCUGAUGAUUUUGACACAAAAACCCUGGUGGAAGGUGUUAAGAUUGCUGUGGCACUUUCAAGAACCAAAUCAAUGCAAAGAUUUGGAUCGAAAAUAUCAGCCAUCAAAUGGCCAGGCUGUUUACAUAUACAAAUGUUCACAGACGAAUACUGGGAGUGUAUGGUUCGUCAAUACACCGUCACUAUCUACCAUCCAGUUGGAACCUGCAAGAUGGGUCCUUAUUGGGAUCCCGAUGCGGUGGUAGAUCCUCAGCUAAGAGUUUACGGAAUUAGAGGCCUGAGGGUGAUUGAUGCAAGUAUAAUGCCAAAAUUGGUUAGUGCCAAUACGAAUGCUCCAACCAUAAUGAUUGCGGAAAAGGGUUCAGAUAUGAUUAAAGAAUUUUGGAUUAAGAAUUCUGUAAUUUAAGAUAAAAAUAAAACUGUUUUUAGAUACAUCUUGAAAAGGUUUAUAUUAUACAAAUAUCUUUUUACAAGGAAGAAGAAUAUUAAAUUAUUUAUUUUAUAAGAUAAUGGCUUUAGAAUAUUUCGACAACCAAAAUUUUGAGUUUCCUUAAGUGAGUGUGUGCUUUCUAAUAGUUUAUCGUAUAAGUUUAAGUUAAGGGAAUAUUUAAUAACAAAAGAGACUAUUUUUUUUGAUGAUGUAUAAAUAUGUGUAAGUAGAAUAAUUAUAAAAAUAAA
This is a messenger RNA of Eupeodes corollae, 2685 nucleotides long. Its product is annotated as glucose dehydrogenase [FAD, quinone]. The transcript is spliced from 3 exons. The coding region runs from base 539 to 2413 and encodes 624 amino acids. Gene Ontology annotation, molecular function: flavin adenine dinucleotide binding; oxidoreductase activity, acting on CH-OH group of donors. The record is from RefSeq and is a predicted model, not a curated record. NCBI's taxonomy places the organism in Eukaryota, Metazoa, Arthropoda, Insecta, Diptera, Syrphidae.